GGGCGCAGCUUCGUCACUGACUGUCGGCUACUGGAAGGAGGAAAGAUUAAGAGCGGCACGGAGCAUCUCCAUCCUCCGCAGUCUCCUUUUCAUCCCGCCCGUCGGAAUUGAGCCUCAGACGGGCGCGCGGACCAGACGCCAACCGGAAAACGUGACGGCGGCUGCGGCCGCUGCUUUUCCCUAUCGCCGCGAGAACACACAGCAAUGUGAAUGGCGGCGGAAUUCCGCAGCAGGGCUGUCAGUGGGGGGCAGGAGGAGCCGCCUGUCUCCGGAGCCGUCGCUCACUCGCACGCGCGCAGCCACGAUGGCCACCUCCAGUUCCAGCCCCUCACACGCACCUCCCAGUGGCAGGCCACUCUGGAUCACACCAGGAGUCACGCUCGCACUCAUCACUUCAUCACUCCCUCGCGCGUGCAGCAGCCGAGGUACAGCUGUCGCCUCACACACAGUCUCAGGGCCAUGACCAAAGCAGAGAGGGGAGUGCAGGGCUCUGCGGAGAAGAUGACCAAGGCCAGUGAACCUCUGGUUCCCAAAGCUCCUCAGCAGUCUUUUCAGACAAACCUGAACCAGAAGUUGUCCAUAUGCAGCAAAUUAUGCUUUGCGAUCGGCGGCGCUCCCAAGGAGGUGACUUCCAGCGCUUCAGCCUUCUUCCUGCAAAUCUACCUGCUGGAUGUUGCUCAGAUCAACCCCUUCCAGGCCUCCUUGGUGCUGUUCAUAGGUAGAGUGUGGGGUGCAGUGACUGACCCGGUCAUCGGUUUCCUCAUCACGAAGAGCAGCUGGACCAAGAUUGGCAGACUCAUGCCCUGGAUAUUGGGUUGCACUCCGUUUCUGGUGCUGUCAUACUUCUGCCUCUGGUUCGUUCCCCCCUUCGUCAACGGCAGGUUCGUCUGGUACCUGGUCUUCUACUGCCUCUACCAAACCCUCAUCAACUGUUUCCACGUGUCUUACUCUGCUCUCACCAUGUUCAUAAGCACAGACCAGAAGGAGCGGGACUCAGCCACUGCUUACCGAAUGACGGUGGAGGUGAUGGGGACUCUAUUGGGCGCUGCCAUCCAGGGCCAGAUCGUGGCCAGCGCUCACAGUCAGAAGCAUUGCUCUUCUCACAACAUGUCUGCUGGUUCCCUUGGAAACAGCAGCGGGGCAGAGACCGUGGUGCCCUUCCAGGAGAACCUGUCACAGGCUAAGGAGGUCUACAUGAUUGCUGCGGGUGUGAUAGGAGGAGUGUUCCUGCUGUGCACUCUGGUGAUGUUCCUGGGAGUCAAAGAGCGGGAAGAUCCCUACGGCUCGAAGACGGAGGAGCAGGUUCCCUUCGUCCAGGGCUUCCUCAAAGUGAUGGGACACGGGCCGUACAUCAUCCUGACAGCCGCAUUCCUCCUCAUCACCGUUGCAGUUCAGCUGACACAGUCCAACUUCGUGCUCUUCUGCACCUACGCUGCCGGACUUAGGGAGCACUUCCAGAACAUCGUGGUGGUGAUCCUCGUGUCUGCGCUGUUAAGCAUACCAUUCUGGCAGUGGUUCCUGAAGAGAUUUGGGAAGAAGACAGCAGCUUUUUGUGGCAUCACGUGGAUCAUGCCCUUCUCCAUGAUGCUGGUGUUCAUCCCUAACUUGGUGGUGGCUUACAUUGUGGCUGUCUCCUCUGGGCUCAGCAUCGCCGCGUCGUUGCUACUGCCAUGGUCCAUGCUGCCAGAUGUGGUGGAUGAUUUCAGACUGACGAACAGCUCCUCCAAAGGCCAUGAAGCCAUCUUCUAUUCGUUCUACGUUUUCUUCGUCAAGUUGGCCGCUGGCAUCACCCUGGGAGUGUCCACCCUCUGCCUGCAGUUUGCUGGGUACGAAACCCGCGGCUGCUCGCAGCCCCCUCCUGUGGUGUACACGCUCAAGCUCCUGAUCGGCGCCGCUCCCAUAGCCUUCAUCGUCACGGGGUUAAUGAUCCUGGUUUUGUAUCCCAUCAACGAAGACGUACGACGCAGGAAUAAACUCUGGCUGGACGAGCUACGGAAGCAAAGCAUUGACUGAACCUACGAAGAUUUAAGUAACGCGUGAGCAGGAUGUUGGAGUGAAUUCACAAAGCCACGGAUUCCAGUCAUGAGGCUGGAAUGUUGCUCUUUGGUGUAUAUUACACUGUCAAAUAUGGAAAUAGUUUUAAUGUAAACAUUUUUUGUUUUACUGCCACACAUACUGUAUAGUCAUCUUGAAUAUAUAUAUAUACAUAUAAACAUAUGAUUUAUAUAAAUGAAUGUAUAUUAUUUGCUGUGUUUAACUCUACGCUGUUAUUUAUUUAUGAUACAUAAUUACAGAAAGAUUGAUGACAGAUGAUGAAUAAACGCCGUAGAGACAGGAUGGGACCAAAUAAA
Molecule: messenger RNA, 2351 nt
Organism: Poecilia reticulata (guppy)
Lineage: Eukaryota; Metazoa; Chordata; Actinopteri; Cyprinodontiformes; Poeciliidae
Gene: mfsd2b
Product: MFSD2 lysolipid transporter B, sphingolipid
Biological process (GO): carbohydrate transport; lipid transport
Cellular component (GO): plasma membrane
Molecular function (GO): sphingolipid intramembrane carrier activity; symporter activity
Source: RefSeq, a predicted model, not a curated record